Messenger RNA from Echinococcus granulosus, 1602 nucleotides. RefSeq names its product Glucose-6-phosphate 1-dehydrogenase. Gene Ontology annotation, molecular function: NADP binding; glucose-6-phosphate dehydrogenase activity. The coding region runs from base 1 to 1602 and encodes 533 amino acids. The transcript has 10 exons. Gene Ontology annotation, biological process: glucose metabolic process; pentose-phosphate shunt, oxidative branch. Lineage: Eukaryota; Metazoa; Platyhelminthes; Cestoda; Cyclophyllidea; Taeniidae. Gene Ontology annotation, cellular component: cytosol. The record is from RefSeq and is a predicted model, not a curated record.
AUGUCAUCUCAGUGCAUCUGUCUCUGUUUCCCCAGGUUGGCCCUUCUGAUGGACAAAUUGUGUCUCUAUCUGAUCAAAUCUAGCUUCCAUGGCGACGAAGUCCACUCACAUGUUUUCGUGAUCCUUGGCGCGUCGGGCGAUCUCGCGCGCAAGAAGAUCUACCCUACAUUGUGGUGGCUCUACCGGGAUCGUCUUCUACCCCAAAAAACUUUUUUCAUCGGUUAUGCUCGUUCCGAUAUCACUGUUGAUACUAUUAGGGAGAAGUCGACUCCAUACAUGAAGGUGAAUGAAAACAAGACAGAGGAGGUGGAUCGUUUCAACAGUUUUUGGAAAGACAACACGUAUUUAAGGGGCAGCUACACGGAGACUAAGGACUUCGAGGCACUUGAUAGAACAAUUGUAUCAAACUAUGGUCAGUUGGUGAACCGAAUCUUCUAUUUGGCCCUGCCGCCCUCAACUUACAUGUCUGUAUCCUCACAUUUGGCGAAAUGCUGCAAAAGCCGACACCCUGAUGUUUGGACUCGUUUAAUCAUUGAGAAGCCCUUCGGGCGAGACUUGGAAUCCGCACGCAAGCUCUCCUCCCAUCUGACCGGCCUGUUCCAAGAGCAGCAAAUUUUUCGUAUUGACCACUACCUGGGCAAGGAGAUGGUGCAAAACUUACUCAUCCUAAGAUUUGCAAACAUGAUAUUCAGCCCAUUGUGGAACCGUGAUCACAUUAGCAACGUGACGAUCUCCUUCAAGGAACCUUUUGGAACCUCUGGUCGCGGUGGAUAUUUCGAUGAUUUCGGCGUCAUUCGCGACGUACUUCAGAAUCACCUCAUCCAAGUUCUUGCCCUCCUCGCCAUGGAAAAGCCUCUUUCUCUGAGUGCUGAAGACAUUCGCGGCGAAAAGGUGAAGGUUCUGCGUUCCAUUAAGCCCCUCACUUUGGACAAUCUUGUGGUUGGUCAGUACGUCGGCAACCCUGACGCCGAAGAUGAGGAGGGCAAGCGGGGCUAUCUUGACGACCCCACUGUCCCUAAAGAUUCGAUCACACCGACUUACGCCUGUGCAGUUCUCUACAUCUCAAAUGAUCGCUGGCAUGGUGUUCCCUUCAUUCUACGUGCAGGAAAAGCUCUGAAUGAGCGCAAGGCAGAGGUGAGGAUCCAAUUCAAGGACAUAGCCUUUGACAUUUUCGGCACCGAUGCCCAAGGGGACGUUUCGGUUGCGCGCAAUGAACUUGUAAUCCGUGUGCAGCCUGGUGAGGCGGUCUACUUGAAGUUAAUGACCAAACAGCCUGGCAUGGACUUAAUUCCUGAACAAACAGAAUUGGAUCUCACCUACUCUCAUCGAUAUGAGCAUCUUAAGCUGCCGGACGCCUACGAGCGCCUCCUGUUGGACGUCUUCUCGGGCUCGCAAACCAAUUUUGUCCGAUUUGACGAACUCGAUGAAGCUUGGCGAAUUUUCACUCCUGCUUUGCAGGAGUUGGAAAAGCAGAAAAUUAAGCCAAUCCCCUACGUACACGGCAGCCGAAACGGGCCACCAGAGGCGGACGAAUUGAUGCGUCGUGUGGGCUUCGUGUACUGGAGCGCCUACCACUGGACUAACAAGGGGCCCAAAAAUUAA